Molecule: messenger RNA, 1287 nt
Organism: Lentinula edodes (shiitake mushroom)
Lineage: Eukaryota; Fungi; Basidiomycota; Agaricomycetes; Agaricales; Omphalotaceae
Product: glycoside hydrolase family 18 protein
Exons: 6
Coding region: 1-1287 (428 amino acids)
Biological process (GO): chitin catabolic process; carbohydrate metabolic process
Cellular component (GO): extracellular region
Molecular function (GO): chitin binding; chitinase activity
Source: RefSeq, a predicted model, not a curated record
AUGUUUUCUGCUCUGCUCCUUUCAAAUAUCUUGCUUUUCCAAGCCGCUACCUCCAAAGCUGACAAUGCCACUGGCUCAAUGCGCUCGGUAUCGUGGUAUGCUGGAUGGCACUCCGCCGACUUUCCCCUGAGCCAAGUUAGUUGGUCAAAGUACACGCAGUUGACUUAUGCUUUCGCAACAACAACCCCAGAUGUACGAACACUAUCUUUGCAAGAUUCAGAUUCAGAGCUAUUGCCUCAAUUCGUUCAAAUGGCUCAUCAGAAUAAUGUUACUGCUUCAAUCUCAAUUGGGGGUUGGGGUGGCUCGCAGUAUUUUUCGACAAACGUUGGCUCGGCUGCGAACCGUACCGCCUUCGUCAAAACCGUGGCUGGGUUGGCUACUCAAUAUGAUCUUGAUGGUUUAGAUUUUGAUUGGGAAUAUCCAAACCGUCAAGGAAUUGGCUGUAAUACCAUCAACAACAACGAUACCUCAAACUUUCUUUCCUUCCUUCAAGAACUUCGGCAAGAUUCCACUGGAUCGAAGUUGGUUCUGUCGGCAGCCACGUCCCUGCUUCCGUGGAAUGACACUUCUGGUGCUCCUUCCAAAAACGUCUCCGAAUUCAGCAAAGUACUUGAUUUCAUCGCCAUCAUGAACUACGAUGUCUACAAUAUUCUCUCUCCACAUGCUGGUCCGAAUUCCCCUCUUGACGAUACAUGUGCACCGACCAACGAUCAAACGGGAUCAGCGGUUUCUUCGGUGAAGGCGUGGACGGACGCAGGCAUGCCAGCAGAUCAGAUUCUGCUCGGUGUCGCUGCGUAUGGGCAUUCGUUUGUCGUUCCAGAUAGUACUGCAUUGCAGUCCAGUUCUUCGAUAAAUGUUACGAAUGUGUAUCCAUCGUUCAACAAGAGUGCGGAGCAUCUGGGAGAUAAGUGGGAUUCGCCAGGGGGAGUCGAUGUAUGUGGAAAUUUCUCUGGACCGUCCGGGGUAUACUCGUAUUGGGGUUUAGUCGAGGCAGGGUAUGUGAACGAAGAUGGUACGCCGACGAGUGGUUUUGCUUAUCUGUUUGAUAAUUGCAGCCAAACGCCCUUCGUAUACGAUAAAUCCAAUCAGACGUGGGUCUCGUACGACAACGUACAAUCUUUCGCACUGAAAGGCGAAUUCAUAAAAAAUAAUGGAUUAGGAGGGUUCGCGAUGUGGGAGACCGCUGGAGACUUGAAUGACACCCUGCUAGAUUCAAUCCGUAUGUGCAUUUGUGAUAUGGUCAUAAAAUGUCGUUCCCCUGACGCUUUACUGCAGGGUCAGCCAUAA